CUUGUCACCAAACGGCCACAUGUAUGUGGUCCCACCAGCACUGAUGCACAAGACACGUUGCAGUUAACGAUUCUGAACCGGAAGUAGUUGAUUGACUACAGCCGGCGGUUCUUCUAUCAAAUGGAGAAGAGCGCUGCGGCUGUCGGGAGGUUGGUUGUACAAGCGAAGCUAGUUCAUCAUGUCAAAGAAAGGAGCCAAAGGCCACAAGAAAACAAAACCUCCCCCUCCUGGAUCAUUCAAAGAGAUACACAUCGAUGAGGAGGUCAAGAUUUCUGUGAGCCUCUCUUUAGAAAGGUUUCACUUAAGCGAUGAGAAAGAGAUGCAGUUUCCAUCUUCUCUGACAAGUACAGAGAGGGCCUUCAUUCAUCGACUGGCACAGUCCCAAGGUUACAUAUCUAAAAGCACAGGCAAGGGAUCUAGUCGUUUCUUGACGAUAAAGAAGAAGAGUAGCACAUACAACUCUCAACCUACCUACCCACUCCGACUGUGUCACAACUCCUUAACCUUAAUUAGAAAUCUUCUUCAGAGGUAUCCCGCCUCCAACAAAGAAGACAGUCGGUCUGUUGUGCCAGACCAUGAUAACAGCACAGACAAGAGCAAGACAAAUGGGCGUUUAAUCUACAGUAUUCCUCUGGUCCCGCAGCGGAGAAGCCCAUCAGAGUUUGACACUUUCAGAAGUUCACUGCCUGUGCACGAACGACAGGAGGAAAUAACCCAACUGAUCCGAGAGAACAGGGUGGUGCUUGUUUUGGGAGAAACAGGCUCCGGAAAAACUACACAGAUACCCCAGUUUAUCUUAGACGACUGUUGCUGGAGAGGAGUACCAUCUAGAAUUAUAUGUACACAGCCCAGACGUUUAGCUGCGAUUGCUGUGGCAGAGAGAGUUGCUGCUGAACGUGGAGAAAUAGUGGGCCACACAGUCGGAUAUCAUAUCAGGCUAAAAAGCAGAGUGUCUCCAAAGACUCUGCUCACUUUCUGUACUUGUGGAGUUUUCCUUCGAACACUGAUGUUGGGAGAUGCUAGCUUGAGAGAUGUCACGCACGUGAUUGUGGACGAAGUGCAUGAGCGUGAUGGCCUAGCUGACUUCCUGCUCACCAAGAUGCGGGAAGUGCUUCAGAAGUCACCCACGAUCAAACUGAUCCUCUCCAGUGCUGCCCUCGAUGUAGAUCUGUUCCUGAACUACUUUGGCUCCUGCCCCAUUAUCCACUUGAAAGGAAGACAGUUUGUUGUGAACGAGUUUUUCCUCGAGGACAUUCUCAGACUGACUGACUUUGGCAACCGGGACAAAAUGAAGUAUAAGGAAGAGACAGAAAAAGAGGAGCAGAAACGGAAGGUUCUAACAGACUGGUGUAAAGCUGUGGUAACUUCUGUUGAUGAAGAACAGAGCGCUCAAGUUUCUUCCCUGGACCUGCUUGGUGACAGCAAUGACUUGACAACAGGGGACAAUCCAUCUAACAGUCAGGGCAUGAAUGCAGCUGGACAGCAGCUGGUGCCGUGGCUCUAUAGAGAGAUGGAUACCUGCAUUUCCCUCAUUUUCCUCAAGGAAGACCUGGAGGCCUUCACUCAGCUCUUCAACCUCAUUCACUAUGAGAAUGUGGAUGUGGACUACACUCACAGUGAGACAGGAGCUACUGCUCUGAUGGUCACCGCAGGAAGAGGGUUAGUCUCACAAGUGGAGCAGCUGCUCAGCAUGGGGGCCGAUGUUCAUAAGAAAUCUUCAAAUGGAUGGACUGCUAUAGACUUUGCUACCCACUUCCAGCAGACAGAGGCAUUGGAUCUUCUUCAAUCUCAGAUUCUGUUAGGAGAGGCUGCAAGUGUGGAGGAGCCUGUGGUGGUGCAGUGUGACAGUGUGGAGCUCAGUGCAGAAGACCAGGAGACACUGAAGCAGUACCACCACAGUUUUGACGAUGAGCUGGUGGAUGUGGAUCUAAUUAUUGAACUCCUUUACUACAUCUGCAGUACCUCCAGCGAAGGCGCUGUUCUCAUUUUUCUUCCUGGCUACAAUGAGAUAGUGACUCUCAAAGACAGAAUCCUUUAUGACGAUAAAAGGUUCUGCACCAACUGUGAAAAGUACCAGGUGUUCACCCUCCAUUCAGACAUGCAUGCCAUGGACCAGAAGCGAGCCAUGAAGCCUUCUCCACCUGGUGUCAGGAAGCUCAUUCUUUCCACAAACAUUGCUGAGACGAGCAUCACAAUCAAUGAUGUGGUCUUUGUCAUUGAUUCAGGAAAAGUGAAAGAGAAAUCCUUUGAUACCAUUAGCCAUGUAUCGAUGUUGAAGUCAGUUUGGAUCUCAAAAGCAAGUGCUCUGCAGCGGAAAGGAAGGGCUGGCCGCUGCAGACCAGGGGUUUGUUUUCGCCUAUACAGUCGUCUUAGGUUUAACAGCAUGCUGGAGUUCCAGGUUCCCCAGUUGCAACGGAUGGCUCUGCAGGAACUAUGUCUGCAGACCAAAAUGUUGGCACCCUCCCUCUGCUCAAUAGCAGACUUCUUAUCAAAAGCUCCUCAGCCUCCCCCAGUUCACACCAUCAAAACUGCUAUACAGAUGUUGAAGACAAUAGAUGCGCUGGACCAGAAUGAAGAUCUGACUCACCUUGGCUACCAUUUAGCUGAUCUACCUGUGGAACCUCAUCUGGGCAAGAUGGUGCUGUGUGGUGUGGUCCUCAAGUGCUUGGACCCCAUCCUCACCAUCGCCUGUACCCUGGGCUACCGGGACCCCUUUGUUCUACCUGCUCAGGCCUCUCACAAGAGAGCUGCUCUCCUCCGCCGCCUCAGCUUCACCGCCAACACCUACAGUGAUCACAUGGCUCUACUCAGAAUCUUCCAGGCAUGGCAGAAGGCCUGUGCCGAUGGUUGCGAAAGGACUUUUUGUGAGAAGAACUUCUUGUCACAGGCCACAAUGGACAUGAUUCUUGGCAUGAGAACUCAUUUGCUGGGUCAGCUCCGUGCAAUUGGAUUUGUGCGCGCUCAUGGGGGCUGCGAUAUCCGUGAUGUGAACAUGAACUCGGACAACUGGGCGGUAGUGAAGGCUGCGUUGGUGGCCGGCAUGUACCCCAAUCUGGUUUACAUGAACAAGGAGGGAUCUAGACCAUCCACAAACAAGGAAAAAAAGGUUCUCUUUCACCCCACGUCCAUCCUAAGUCACUACCAGCUGAAGAAGAGCACUUCAGGCAAGUUGGACCCCCAGCUUCCCACCGACUGGUUGAUCUACGAUGAGAUGAGCCGAAUCAACAGGGUGGCCAGUGUGCGCUGUUGCUCCUUAGUAACACCCAUCACGAUUGCCAUAUUCGGUGGCUGUGCCAGAACAUUUGCUCCUGCCCUGCAGGAUUCUGCUUCCCAGAAAGAGGCCCCACUGAAUGACAGUGAUAGUGAGGCAGAGGAAGUAGCUGAGUUGAGGAUUGAUGAUUGGCUUGUGUUCCACAUGGACAAAGAGGCUGCUGAACUAGUGUCAGAACUUAAGCGGAGGUGGCACAGCCUAUUCUUAAAACGCAUCCGUUACCCUUCCAAACCCUGGUCCUUACAAGACGAAGCCUUCAUUCACACCGUGGUCAAUGUGCUGUCAGUGCAGGAAGAGCUGGACGGCCUGCUCCAGCCCGUUGGAAUUGGCCAGAGACCACGACCAAUGGCAGCAGAGGAUGACCAGAUCAAGAUGAGAAACCCCAGAAGCAAAUUCCCAUCAACCCCCGACACAUCACAGUACAAGGUGGCAUCUGCCACCAAAGUUCCACAGAAAAGGUACAGUAAUACCUCUGGCAGUCCUUCAUGCAACCAAGGAGCCUCCUUCUCUGGGAAGCAACAUCUAAGGUCCUAUUCUCCACAACUGUCCUUCUCAACAACCCGCUACUUCAUUAUGAAAAGCAGCAAUGCAGGAAACAUAGAGGUUUCUCAGCAGAAAGGGAUCUGGUCCACCACACCCAACAACGAGACCAAACUAGUCAAAGCCUUCCAGAAGAACCACCCCGUCAUUCUCUUCUUCUCUGUUCAAAGUUCUGGACACUUUCAGGGCUAUGCUCGUAUGACAUCAACAGUUACCUGGGACAGUUGCCAUGACUGGGGCUUCACUGGACUCGGAGGGGUCUUCAAGGUUGAAUGGAUCAAAAAAGAGCAUGUUUCUUUCCACUGCACCAAACACAUCCAAAACCAGUGGAACGAUAACAAGAAUGUCCAGAUGAGCAGAGAUGGUCAGGAGUUGGACACCAAUGCAGGCAGGAAGCUGAUGUUUGUUUGGGAUGACAUGGGCAGUAAUCAAUGAAGUUCAACCUCAACAUCAGUCAGAAUUUUUUGCACCAUAACCUGUUUCACUUUGAAUAACUGAGUUAAAAUGUUGGAAUCUGUUUUCGUUCUGUUCCAAACGUUGUAAUGUUUGAAUCCUACGAACUAGACCUGUGCAUCUAAAUGAUCUGCCAUCCCAUCUUAUCCGCUGCUUGAACUCGGAUGAGAAAACAAGUUUUGUGUUCCAGUUCUAUUGAAGAGACAGCUCAAUUUGUGAAUUGUUCGGCGACAUU
Messenger RNA from Synchiropus splendidus (mandarinfish), 4499 nucleotides. Its product is annotated as 3'-5' RNA helicase YTHDC2. Gene Ontology annotation, cellular component: intracellular anatomical structure. The transcript has 32 exons. Lineage: Eukaryota; Metazoa; Chordata; Actinopteri; Syngnathiformes; Callionymidae. The record is from RefSeq and is a predicted model, not a curated record. Bases 179 to 4246 code for a protein of 1355 amino acids. Gene Ontology annotation, molecular function: RNA binding; protein binding; ATP binding.